AAAUGUAUUCCAGCGGCUAGGAAUUUUCUGGAUUCUUAAACUUGGAUAUUAAUAUGAAGACGCUCUACAAGCGGGAAAACAUCAGCUGAACAAAGAAAAAAUAUUUGGAGUAAUAUGGUUAUAGAGGGAAAGGCAGAUCAGCAAUAAGUAGGAAAUCGUUUUGCUUGUCUCUGAUUUUUCUUUCUGUUGAGACUGUUCUAUCUCGGAUCAUUGACGCCUUGCGUUUAGGUGCUAAUUCAGACUCAGUAUCAAUUCCAUAGUUUCUCGGCUACACUUUUCAAUUUGCGUUUUAAUUUCUGCUGUCGCCAUUUACCGACGUUAGUUUGUCGACGACCAUGUCUACGACAACAACUUUCUCAACCAGCACACAGAUUGGAGAUCGGAUUGCAAUGGAGGGCAGUAGGGUCGGACCACAGCAUCUUUUGCAGUUGAGCGAGGAUCAGAGGCGUAACUUUGCCGACUCCUUCGACUCAGUGUUUAGCGACAUAGAUGGGGUCCUGUGGACCAUGAAGGACUCGAUUCCAAAUUCCGCCGAAGGAUAUGCUGCUCUUGAAAAGAAUGGCAAGCAGUUGACCUAUGUAACCAACAACAGUGUGCUCACGGAGGAGCAGCGCAUAAAACGCUUUGCCGAGAUCGGGAUGCAGGUGCUACCGGAGCAGAUUUGGCAUCCGGCAAAGUCAAUUGUGGCCUAUCUGCGUGGCAUUGAUUUCCAGGGCCUUAUCUAUGUCAUUGCCAGCCCAUCUUUUAAGACAGUGCUGUGCGAGGCAGGAUUCCAGUUAUUGGACGGGCCCAAUGAAUCCAUUGAGAGCAACUAUGCUAGUCUGGCGAAGCACAUUUUCGACCAGCAGGAGGUGCGUGCCGUGAUUAUUGACGUGGAUUUCAACCUGAGCUACACGAAGUUGGCUCGAGCUCAUCAGUAUCUCCGGAAUCAGGAAUGUCUAUUGAUUGGAGGUGCCUCCGAUAUCAUGCUUCCUGUGGCCAAGGAUUUAAAGAUCAUGGGCCCGGGAUCCUUUGCAAAUCUGCUGAUGGAUGCCAGUGGCAAAAAGGUCAUCACACUGGGCAAGCCAGGUCGCCAACUGGGCGACCUUCUCGUCCGUCACUAUAAGAUCGAUCAGCCUAGGCGGGUACUCAUGAUAGGUGACAUGUUGACCCAGGAUAUUAGCUUUGGCCGCCAGUGUGGCUUUCAAACUCUACUGGUCCUCAGCGGCGGAUGUAAACUGGAGCAGCUCAUGGCGGAGAAAGAUCCAAGCCGGAUUCCGGAUUUCUAUGUGGACAGCAUUGCCGACUUGGCCCAAGUUAUGGGCUAAGCACACGUUUCUUCACGUUUAUAUUUCCAUCACUUCCAUCACAUUUAGCUAUCAUUUAUUUUGAAAGAUAUGAGGAGAUAAUCUGUUACUAAUUUUAAAUUAUUUGUAACUUAUAUUCAAGCGCUCAUUUAUGUGUA
This is a messenger RNA of Drosophila eugracilis, 1444 nucleotides long. Its product is annotated as pyridoxal phosphate phosphatase-like. Lineage: Eukaryota; Metazoa; Arthropoda; Insecta; Diptera; Drosophilidae. The record is from RefSeq and is a predicted model, not a curated record. The coding region runs from base 336 to 1307 and encodes 323 amino acids. Gene Ontology annotation, cellular component: cytoplasm. The transcript has 3 exons. Gene Ontology annotation, molecular function: phosphatase activity.